AUGGGCCUUAUAUGUGGCCACUCGCACAUUACCUACAACAUGACAUCUAGUAACAAUUUUGAACAAGAAAUCGCGGCAAAGCAUACGAGACUAGUGACUGCGUUUGAUAGUGGCAUUACGAAGCCAAUUGAGGCUCGUAGGCAGCAGCUGCGACAGUUGUAUUUCGCGAUUGCCGAUAACGAGGAAGCAUUGAAAGAAUCUUUGGUUAAAGACCUUUACCGGUCACCUAUUGAGACUGAAAUUUUGGAGCUCCAUCUUAUUUACGCCGAAAUUGAAGCAGCUAUCAAAAAUCUGGGCAAAUGGGCCGCAGAUGAGAGCAUUUGGGGAGAUAUUCGGGUCGCUGCAGCUCGGCCUAAACUGAAAAAGUCACCUUACGGGGCAGUUUUGAUUCUCGGUCCUUGGAAUUACCCGCUUGUUUCGACUUUAAUCCCGGUGGCCAGCGCUAUUGCCGCCGGUAACACAGUUUUGUUAAAGCCCACCGAGAUGGCACCGAACUCGACCGAGCUCCUCUGCUCAAUUCUUGGCAAAUAUCUGAACCCAAACGUUUUCCAGUCUGUGCUAGGAUCAGUGCCCGAGUCGACCUAUCUCUUGAGUCUCAAAUGGGGCAAAAUCAUGGUCACCGGCUCCUGUGGCGUAGGCAAGAUUGUCGCGACUGCCGCGGCCAAGAAUCUAACCCCAGUUGUUUUAGAGCUCGGCGGAAAAUCUCCGGUUGUUAUAACUGCAAAUGCCGAUUUACAAGUGGCUGCUAAACGCAUUGCUUGGGGUAAGUUCAUUAAUGCUGGACAGACCUGCAUAGCCCCGGAUUAUGUCUUGGUCGACAGUAAAGCUGCAAAGAAGUUUAUCCGGGAGUUUAUCGAUGCAACGGUUGCAAUGUAUCAAAAUCUUGACAAGGAUAGCCGUGACUUUGCUCAUAUCGUGAACAGCAGGCUCUGGCACAGGAUGGUUACGCUUGUACAGAACACCAAAGGUCAAGUUGUUUUCCAGCAUGGGCAACCCGACGAAGGCACCCGGUUCUUCCCUCCCACAGUCGUUACCGACGUGGGGAUUGAUGAUGUGCUAAUGGAGGAGGAGAUUUUUGGACCUAUACUGCCUGUCAUUGCUGUUGACAACGUUGUUCAAAACGCCAGUCGACUUAUUGCGCGAAAUGAUCACCCUCUGGCGCUCUAUAUUUUCACAAAUGACGAAACUGAAGCCGAUCGACUUAUCGAAACAACUAGAUCUGGUGCUGUGUUGAUCAACGAUACGGUGUUGCAGGGUGGAUCUGUCGGUGUGCCGUUCGGCGGCGUUGGCUCAUCCGGAACAGGUAGGUAUCAUGGGAAAUACGGGUUCGAUGAAUUCACUUAUGAACGGCCUGUUUUGACGCAAUCGUUGGCUCUUGAGAAAUUUAUGAAGGCCCGCUACCCUCCAUACAAUUUCGCUAAACUGAAAGCUCUACGACGACUUGGCCGAAGAAACCCCCGGUUUGCUCGUGAGGGAAGUCUCGAGGAUUCGUUCUUGAAACGAGUGCUUGACAGUAAGCUCUUCUGGAUAGCCCUGAUUUUUGGCGGAAAGGCCUACGCCAUGUCGGCCCAUUUAUAA
This is a messenger RNA of Wickerhamiella sorbophila, 1578 nucleotides long. Its product is annotated as Aldehyde dehydrogenase, dimeric NADP-preferring. The transcript has a single exon. Gene Ontology annotation, biological process: aldehyde metabolic process. Gene Ontology annotation, cellular component: cytoplasm. Bases 1 to 1578 code for a protein of 525 amino acids. The record is from RefSeq and is a predicted model, not a curated record. Lineage: Eukaryota; Fungi; Ascomycota; Dipodascomycetes; Dipodascales; Trichomonascaceae. Gene Ontology annotation, molecular function: aldehyde dehydrogenase (NAD+) activity.